AUGGACGUAUUGCGACCAGAUUUGCAAUUCAUGGCUGCAAGUGAUGGCGACGAGGCACAGCGGCGGCGCUGGUCGCGGCUGGCGCCUGCGCCGGUGCCGCGUCUGCGCGCCUGGAGCCUGACCCGGAUGCGGAAGUGCCUCGGCCUCGCCCGCACCUUUGGGCCCUUCGCGCUGCGCUCCGGCCUGGAGUGGCGCCGCGGCGAGCUGGCGGAGCCCGCGGCGCAGGCGACCCGCGCGGCGGAGCUGCGGAGGCUGCUCGAGGCGGCGGGGCCGACCUUCAUCAAGCUGGGCCAGGCCCUGGCCUCCAGGCCCGACCUGCUCCCGGCGCCCGCGCUGCGCGAGCUGCUGCAGCUCUGCGACCAGUGCCCCGCGUUCGACUGGGAGCUGGCGCGGGCCGUGCUCGCGGAGGGCCUCCGGGCCGAGCCGGGGCAGGUCUUCGGCGGCGUGGGCGGCGCGCCGCGGCCCGUGUCCGCGGCGUCGCUGGGGCAGGUCUACCGUUGGGAGUACGGCGGCCGCGACGUGGCGGUAAAGGUGCAGAGGCCCGACCUGAGGCACGCCGUGUCCCUGGACCUGUACCUGAUCCGUGGGCUCGCCGUGGCGUUGCGGGCCGUCGUGCGGCGCCUGACGCGGCAGCGGACGGACCACGUGAUGCUCGUUGACGUUUGGGCUGCGGGCACGUGGUCUGAGCUCGACUACCUGGCAGAAGGUGGGUCCCAGGAGCAGUUCAAGGAAGCUCUGGAGGCGCUGAUGCCAGGCCGCCUUUACAUUCCAGAAGUAGUCUGGGAGGUGACGUCCAGCAAAGUUCUCGUCACCGAGUGGGUCGAGGGGCCGAAACUCGCCGCCUGCAGCCCAGAGGUUGUCCAGAAGCUGGUGCCUGUCGGUAUCGAGUGCUUCUGCCUCCAGCUGCUGGAGCUCGGAAUAUUCCAUAGCGACCCGCACCCUGGGAACAUCCUCGUGCGGGACGGACAACUGGUGCUCAUCGAUUUCGGCUUGGUUGCGCGAAUCGACAGGCCAGACAUGAACAGGCUUACCUUCAUGACAGUGCACCUCAUUAGCGGCGACUACGUCCGCCUUUUCGACGACCUGGUGGCCUUAGGCUUCUUGCCCUCUGACGCGGACAGAGAGUCGAUAGUGGCGGUGCUGUCCAAAGUUCUCGACCUCACCGUGCAGGCCGGCAGCGACAUGCGAGCCAGGGCCAAGAACUUCAAGACCGUGUCCGACGACCUCAACCAGAUCUUCUUCGAGCUCCCCUUCGAGCUCGCUCUCCUGCUCGGGGCCGCUCUGGCGUGCGGCCGCCCCGGCGCGCCGCCGCUCCUCACCCGCGCCAUCCUCACGCUGGAGGGCAUCGCCAUGGCGGGGGACGAGUCCUUCGACAUCUUCCAGGCGGCCUACCCCUUCGCGCUGAGGCAGGCCCGCGGCCUGCUCCUCCGCGGCGACGCGGCCGCCUCCGCUGGCCUGGUGGCCGGCGCCCUGGCGCUGGCCUCCGCGACCGGCGCCGAGGCCGCCGCGGCCGCCGCGCCGUAG
Messenger RNA from Prorocentrum cordatum, 1524 nucleotides. The record is from the annotation of a GenBank genome assembly. NCBI's taxonomy places the organism in Eukaryota, Dinophyceae, Prorocentrales, Prorocentraceae.